Molecule: messenger RNA, 975 nt
Organism: Medicago truncatula (barrel medic)
Lineage: Eukaryota; Viridiplantae; Streptophyta; Magnoliopsida; Fabales; Fabaceae
Product: probable ubiquitin-conjugating enzyme E2 25
Exons: 1
Coding region: 1-975 (324 amino acids)
Molecular function (GO): ubiquitin conjugating enzyme activity
Source: RefSeq, a predicted model, not a curated record
AUGGAAAUGAUGAAGAACAAAUUCGACUUAGUUUCAGACGAUUCCGAUCACAAAUACCGCCUCGAGAACAUCACCGGAAAUUGCUUCGGCGACACAAAAAGUGCCGUAUACAAAAGAAUCAUGAAAGAGUGGAAAAUCCUAGAAAAGAGUCUCCCUGAUAACAUCUACGUCAGAGCCUACGAACACCGUAUUGAUUUACUACGCGCCGUCAUCGUGGGCACUGCCGGUACACCUUACCACGACGGCCUUUUCUUCUUCGACAUCCAAUUCCCCUCCGAUUACCCAAACAACCCGCCAAAUAUCCAUUACCACUCAUUCGGUUACCGUUUAAACCCUAAUCUCUACCCUCCAGGCGGGGUUUGUUUAAGCAUUCUGAACACAUAUCCCGCUGAAAACUCCGAAAAGUGGGACCCAUCUAAUUCGACUAUUCUUCAGGUUUUAGUUUCUAUUCAAGGGCUCGUUCUUAAUGAGAACCCUUAUUAUAACGCACCUGAUGCUGUGUUCAGUGAAAAGAAGUCACGUGCUUACAACGAAGAAGCUUUCGUUCUCAUGUGCUACAGUGUCUAUCACCUCAUUAAGAAACCUCCUAAGAAUUUCGAGGAAUUCGUCAAGGAACACUUUCGUGAACGAGGGCAUGUUCUUCUCGCUGCGUGUCGAGAGUAUGCGAAUGGACGUGUGAUGCCUGGGUAUUACAGUUGUAACAGCAAUAACAGCAACAUCAACAGCUUGGGUUCAUCAACCACGAAGGUUAUUAAAGUUAACAAGCCUUUUAAGAAGUCGUUACAGUGUGCUUACCGCCGUAUGUAUACAAAGUUUCUCGAGUGUGGUGCUUCCUUGAAGGGUUUUAGGUUUCUAGAGUUGGAGAUUGAAGUCAAGAACAGUAAAUCCAACGGUGGAGAUGGAAUCUUCAAGAAAGCUAUAGGGAAGAUCAAAGUAGCUUUAGGAUCGAAGAAGAAGAAUAAGAUGAGUACCUAA